GGCUAAAUGUGACCACCGAGAACAUGGCCAAGAUCAACACCCAGUUCUCCCACCCCUCUGCCCUGGCCCGCCGUGCAGUAGAGACCUCAGACAGAGAUCUAGAUCACGCUGAAAAUGGCCUCAGCAGGGCCCGCUUGCCGCAGGAAGAGACGUCAGCAGUACUGCAGCCAGGGAUCACCAUGGACACUAGAGGACUGUCUGCCUCCCAGCAAAGCCCCUUCACCAGCCAGGGGCUCACCAGAUUGUCCCAUCUCAUCAUCUCGCUGCGCACAUGGGCCGCCAGGCGCUUACACCAUGAGGACCAGAGACCCGACUCUUUCCUGGAGCGUUUCCAUGGGGCUGAGCUCAAGGAGGUGUCCAGCCGAGAAAGCAAUAUGCAGGAAAAUGUGGGUAGCCAGGAGCCACCAGACAGAGGGAGAAGCACCUGGCCCCUGGCCAAACACAAUGCCAAUGCCAGCAACAACUCAGAGGAGCAGAAGAAGGAUGCCAUCGUGGUAGACCCUUCCAGCAACAUGUACUACCACUGGCUGACUGUCAUCACGCUUCCCAUCUUCUACAACUGGUGUCUGCUCGUGUGCAGGGCCUGUUUUGAUGAGCUUCAGUCUGAGCAUCUGAUGCUGUGGCUGGCCCUGGACUACUCAGCCGAUGUCCUCUAUGGCUUGGAUGUGCUGGUGCGAGCCCGGACAGGUUUCCUUGAGCAAGGCUUAGUGGUCAGGGAUCCUGAGAGGCUGUGGAAGCAUUACACAAAGACCUUGCAUUUCAAGCUGGAUGUGUUGUCCCUGGUCCCCACGGACCUGGCUUACUUAAAGCUGGGCAUGAACUACCCAGAACUGAGGUUCAACCGCCUACUGAAGUUUUCCCGGCUCUUUGAAUUCUUUGACCGCACAGAGACAAGGACCAACUACCCCAAUGUGUUUAGGAUUGGGAACUUGGUCCUGUACAUCCUCAUCAUCAUCCACUGGAAUGCCUGCAUCUACUUUGCCAUUUCCAAGUUUAUUGGUUUUGGGACAGACUCCUGGGUCUACCCAAACAUCUCAAUCCCAGAGUAUGGGCGCCUCUCCAGGAAGUACAUUUACAGCCUCUACUGGUCCACCUUGACACUGACAACCAUCGGUGAGACCCCACCUCCUGUAAAAGAUGAGGAGUAUCUCUUUGUGGUCUUAGACUUCUUGGUGGGAGUUCUGAUUUUUGCCACCAUUGUAGGCAAUGUGGGCUCCAUGAUCUCAAACAUGAAUGCUUCACGGGCAGAGUUCCAGGCCAAGAUUGACUCCAUCAAGCAGUACAUGCAGUUUCGCAAGGUAACCAAGGACUUGGAGAUGAGGGUUAUCCGGUGGUUUGACUAUCUGUGGGCCAAUAGGAAGACGGUGGAUGAGAAGGAGGUGCUCAAGAGCCUCCCAGACAAGCUGAAGGCUGAGAUCGCCAUUAAUGUGCACCUGGACACGCUGAAGAAGGUUCGCAUCUUCCAGGACUGUGAGGCAGGGCUGCUGGUGGAGCUGGUGCUGAAGUUGCGGCCCACUGUGUUCAGCCCUGGGGAUUAUAUCUGCAAGAAGGGGGACAUUGGAAAGGAGAUGUACAUCAUCAAGGAGGGCAAGCUGGCUGUGGUGGCUGAUGAUGGGAUCACUCAGUUCGUGGUCCUCAGUGAUGGCAGUUACUUUGGGGAAAUCAGCAUCCUAAACAUCAAAGGGAGCAAGUCAGGGAACCGCAGAACAGCCAACAUCAGGAGCAUUGGCUACUCGGACCUGUUCUGCCUUUCAAAAGAUGACCUGAUGGAGGCCCUCACUGAGUACCCUGAAGCCAAGAAGGCCCUGGAGGAGAAGGGACGGCAGAUCCUGAUGAAGGACAAUCUGAUCGAUGAGGAGCUGGCCAAGGACGGGGCAGACCCCAAGGACAUCGAGGAGAAGGUUCAGCACCUGGAGUCCUCCCUGGACACCCUACAAACCAGGUUUGCACGGCUCCUGGCUGAGUACAACGCCACCCAGAUGAAGGUGAAGCAGCGUCUGAGCCAACUGGAGAGCCAGGUGAAGAUCUGCGGGAGCAGCCUCCCAUCUGGAGGGGAGGCUCCUGGGGAGGCUGCAAAAAGAGAGGACAAACAACAGUGAAAAUGUAGCAUCUGUCUCCUGCUUCACGGGGUCAGUUGUCAGCAUAAUGCUAUGUGGCCACAGCUAGGUGGCAUGGAAAUUGGCCAGGGCUUAAUUCCAGCUUUACUCAGCCUUUGAAAGCUGUGUGACUGCAGGAGAGAGCCUUUGUUUCCUCACCUAGAAAGUGGGACUCAUUGUGUCCACCCAAGUGAAGUGCCAGGUUAUGGUGAGGUCCAUAUGAAACACUGCCCAAGGCUGUGUAAAGUAGAAAGUAUCCCCAAUCCACACACAGGACGAUAGUUAUUUUUUAUGGACUCCACAAGUUUUUAGGUUUCUUAAUCGAAUUUUCUUAUAGUUGGAAGAGUAUUUCACCACAAUUCCUCUGCCCCAACCCUACUCCACCACUGUCUGAUAAUGGAUAUAGAACAGGAAGCUGAAGGUACAAAAUAGUGGCUCAGAUUCAAACUUACACACGGCAGUUGGGGGGCAUAUUUCUGAAUCUGGAUCUCCUUGUGUGCUCUUUGGGACCCUAAAAACCCUGGCUAUUGGUAGUUCCAUGGCACAUAGGAGUUCUGUGGGAUGACCCAUUGGAGAUCACUUCAAGUCCAGAAAGUAAGUCUAGACUUCUUGCCAUCCAGCCAUUGUGAAACCAGGAUGUGUUUCAUAGGAAAGAGCAACUCAUUGAGGACAAGAGACAUCCCCUCCUUCUCAUUUGCCAAAGAGAUUCAAAGAAAGCUUCUACCCUCCACCCUUCAGUCAGGGUCCUGGGAGGACCUCUUCUAGUUUAAGGAAAGGAGCUGUGUUCAGGAAGUCUUUGAGAUUGAAGAAUGGGGCUCAGCGCCUGUAGCUCAGCGGCUAGGGCACCAGCCACAUACACGGAAGCUGGCGUGUUCGGAUCCAGUCCAGGCCUGCCAAACAAUGAUGUCUGCAACAACAAGAACAAAAAAAUAGCUGGGACUUGUGGUGGGUGCCUGUAGUCGCAGCUACUUGAGAGGCUGAGGCAAGAGAAUCGCUUAAGCCCAAGAGUUGGAGGUUGCUGUGAGCCAUGGCACUCUACCCAGGGUGACAGCUUGAGACUCUGUCUCAAAAAAAAAAAAGAAAAAUAGACUGAAGAAUGGAAUGAUGUCUUAAGGCAAAAAAUAAAAGCUGACAAUUAAGACUUUUAGGAGAUGAGAUCCUUAGGCUAUAUCUUUGCAAAGUACCCCUUCACCCACGAAAAGGAGGCCUCAAGCCUCCUUGGAAUUAUACCCCGAGGCAAAUCUUUUAGCUAGCCAAAAGCUUACAGAUGGCAGAACUAGUUUUCUUUUUAACUCAGUAAUUCCAUCAACAGUUUAUAACAGGCUAGGGCUGGUGGCUUCCACCUAUAAUCCUAGCACUCUGGGAGGCCAAGUCAGGAGGAUCCUUUGAGCUCAGGAGUUUGAGACCAGCCAGAGCAAGAGUGAGACACCUCAUCUCUAUUAAAAAUAUAAAAAUUGGCCAGGCAUUGUGGCAGAUGCUCCUAGUCACAGCUCUUUUGGAGGCUGAGACAGGAGGAUCACUUGAGCCUAGGAGUCUGAGGUAGCUGUGAUCUAGGCUGAUGCCACAGCACUCUAGCCUGGGCAACAGAGUGUCACCCCAUCUCU
Molecule: messenger RNA, 3700 nt
Organism: Nycticebus coucang (slow loris)
Lineage: Eukaryota; Metazoa; Chordata; Mammalia; Primates; Lorisidae
Gene: CNGA3
Product: cyclic nucleotide gated channel subunit alpha 3
Exons: 7
Coding region: 24-2099 (691 amino acids)
Biological process (GO): monoatomic cation transmembrane transport
Cellular component (GO): intracellular cyclic nucleotide activated cation channel complex; plasma membrane
Molecular function (GO): protein-containing complex binding; intracellularly cAMP-activated cation channel activity; intracellularly cGMP-activated cation channel activity
Source: RefSeq, a predicted model, not a curated record